UUUCCUUCGAUGACUACACCCCGAUAGGAGGAGCGUGAAGAACGUAGUAGGCGUCAGAAUCCUCAAUUUACAACUUAGCAUCUUGGCAGGACAUUUUCCCAAGCAAAGCCCCCAUCGGAAGGCAAAAAAAGUUCUUCUGCACGGCAUGAGGCAGAGUGAGCAAGAGAGAGAGAGAGAUAGGAAAAAUAGAGCGUAGCAAGCAAACACAGCGGUCAGUUGUAGUUGACUAUCAGCGACUAAAAAUCUAUAUCUAAGUCUAUGUAUUUGUUUAUAUUUUUACUUUUUACAGCAAUCAUUUAGGGGGGAACAGACAGCGGUCUGUUGAUACGAGACUCCUAUGACUGAAAUCGGACAGUGCAUGAGAAAAUAAAGAGGAAAAGUGCGCAAGUAAGUGGCUUACUUUCGGGGCUUUCACCAUGGCGUAUCCUCAGGGCUACUUGUACCAGCCAUCCCCUUCUUUGGCGCUGUAUUCAUGCCCGGCGUACAGCACCAGCGUUAUAUCGGGACCCAGGACCGAAGAACUUGGUAGAUCCUCAUCUGGCUCUGCUUUUGCUCCCUAUGCCGGAUCUACCGCGUUCAGCAGCGCUUCGCCCGGGUACAACUCCCAUCUGCCGUACAGUGCGGAGGCAGGAGCGGCCGCGACAUUCGCUUCAUACGUGAGUUCUCCCUAUGACCACACGACGGGCAUGGCUGGGUCUAUAGGAUAUCACCCCUACGCUGCUCCCCUGGGUUCAUACCCCUACGGUGACCCGGCAUACCGAAAAAACGCGACCCGGGAUGCUACCGCCACUCUCAAAGCCUGGUUGAACGAGCACCGUAAGAACCCCUACCCCACCAAGGGCGAGAAAAUCAUGCUGGCCAUCAUCACCAAAAUGACCCUCACCCAAGUUUCCACCUGGUUCGCCAACGCCAGGAGGAGGCUAAAGAAGGAGAACAAGAUGACCUGGACUCCCCGAAACCGGAGCGAGGACGAGGAGGAAGACGAGAACAUCGAUCUGGAAAAGAAUGACGACGACGAGCCUAGCAAGCCGAAAGACAAGGGAGACUCGACAGACACAGAGUCAGAUCAUAAAUUGCUGAACCCGGGGGACAUAGUGUGCGACAGAUUUAAAGAGGAGAAUCAUGGCAAAGAAACGGAUCCCCUUCUGAGCGACUCGGAAUUAAAAGACCAAGGGGAUAGGACAGAGUUACUGCCCGAGUCUGCUAAACCUACCACCUCGUCUCCAUCCGCCAUGCCUCGGGGAGGAACGGAGCUCGUUGCGCAAGACAAGCCGUCAGAAAUUGGCCAUGCGCCGGGCACGGUAAACAGCAACGUGACGUCUGUCAUUCACUCCUCCCCAUCGGCCCCUAAACCCAAACUCUGGUCCCUGGCUGAGAUCGCAACGUCCUCAGACAGGUGUAAGAGCAGCAGCGACGGGCCGCAGGGCCAUGGGAUGGGUCACAGCACAGUGAUCACCACCAAUGCAGCGUCACCAUCAAGGUCCUCCCCACAGUGCCCUCUCCCAAACAGCACAGUCUUAUCCAGGCCUAUCUACUACACGUCCCCUUUUUACCCGGGCUACACGAACUAUGGCAGCUUUGGACAUCUUCACAGUCACAGCAAUCACGGCUCAGGCACGGGCUCCACGGCACAUUUCAAUGGAUUAAACCAGACUGUGUUAAAUAGAGCAGAAGCUUUGGUAAGAGAAAGCCAGAAAGGCAGAGGCCAAACGCAGGUAGAUCUUUGUAAAGACUCCCCUUAUGAACUAAAGAAAGGUAUGUCAAACAUUUAAUACCUUGAUCCCUUUCAAAAAUCCAUCGGACCUUUAUUUAUUAUUUGUGGUUGCAUUACAAAAAAUAAGAAAAAUAAUAAUAAUAAAGGAAAAUUCUGAGAACAGUUAUUUUCUGAGUAAAUGCUUAUCUUCAAAUCUUAGUUUCUGAAUGGUUAAUCCUAAUGAUGUAACAAGAAUGGUCUUCAUCGCUGCAGCCGCCUGAGUCUAUUUGUAUUAAAGACUAAUAUGUAUAUUUAAUGUAGCAUUUUUGUAUUUAAAAUGGACAAUACACUAUCUUUGAAGUAAAUUAUGAGAGAAAAAACUACACGUGUGCAGCGAUUAUUCUGGGGGGAGCGGAAGGGGGAGGCAACUGUUAUUAUCAAAUGUGUCAGAAGGGCUUGAAAGAGGAACACAUAAUGGAAAAUGAAAGAGAUAUUUAUCGAUGGGAUUGUGUUCUUUUACCCCGUGACAGGUGUAUCAAUUACAUUAUCGAUACAAAAAGAGCACUUCAGCUUUAUACAACAUGAAAACAUGUCGAAAUUUCACAAAUUCUCGAGUGAAAAACAGAUAGGCGUACAGCCUUUUAGGUCUACCCAAAUAUUUACAUUUUGGUGGGGUUUGGCCAAAGAAAUUGGCAAGAGUUUAAUGAAUAUAUGUAUAUUUCUGGCUCUGUUUCCUAUUCCUUUCUACAUGUGCAGUAGGAGGAUACUUAUGAAGGUGAAUAUGAUAACAACGGCAUAACUGGAGGCCCAGUCGUUUAACCCAAUUACUUUCCAACCGCAACGUGUUAUAAGCAAAGCAAUCAGGUGGCGAACUCCAGUAAUGAGUUCGAUUUUAUGCCAAAUUUAGAGCUCAUUACUAUUUCCAAGGCGUGGCAAAGCUGUUAAAAGGACGCAACCAUGCAUUUAUGGCUUCAGAGCACACUGGCCAGUUAUAUGAUUAAUGUUGGAGCCUCCUUAAUGACGCGUUGGAUGUGAAGCACUCGUGGUUAGGUUUGGAGAGAAGGAGGAUAGCAAGACUAGCAUGUCAAGCACACAGUAAAGGCCACAUAGUUUCCAGGGUUUAAUCGGUUUUGUCAAUAACCGAGCCUCUCACUGUCCUGAAGGCUCAAACUCUUCCUUCCCACUUCCGCAGGUAGGUGUCACACUUGCUCCUAAUUUCAGGGGUCUCAUUCUUAAUCCGUCACGGAAAGCCGUCCCUGAUCGAAUGGCCUAGUUAAAAUGGACCAAAGACUGGGAGGCAGAGAGAGAGAGAGUUAGAGGGAGAGAGAGAGAGAGAGAGAGAGAGAGAGAGCAACUUGAAAUGGUCACAGUUAUUACAUGUUUACUAUAACAAUACUGCCAAGUGGGAAAACCUGAAUAUUACAAUAUAUUAACAUGAGACAAACCAUUUCCUUUCCGGAAAUACAUUACCGUGGUGGAUUUUUGAGAGAGAAUUUUUUUUAAUGCGGCCUAAUCUUUGAAAUUUUGCUGAUUUGUAAGAUGAGACCAAUGCUAUCUUGAUUUGGCACAGAUAUUGAGAAAUGUUUUGAAAACAAAUCUGUUAAUUAUACUCGAUGUAUUAUAUUAUUACUACUAGUAAUAUUUGUUUUAUCAGGUGCCAAUUUUGUUUUGUUUUAUGAUCAGUAGUGAACCUUUAGUGUUUCUAGUAUCAUUAUAAUCAGUUGAUCAACACGGGAGUAAAUUAGCUCAUGGCUUCAUGGUAUUACUCCCAACAUUUCAUAUAUAUUCCUGUUUCUAUUUCUAAACAACUCAAUCUUUGUCUUGAUUAUUUCUAUUGGAAAAAUAUUGAAAUAGGCCUACGUUUAAUAAUUUAGAAUUAUCUCAAGUAAUAAUAAUAAUAAUAAUAACAGUAAUAAUGAACUAGUGAAGUGGGCCAGCUUGCUCUUGUUUACUGCCUUUCAUUAAUCUCUAUAGUUUACUUUCCGCACUCGAGUUGAAGCCUCCCCUGGGCUUUAUAUAAUUCCCUUAGCCCUAAUGUCCUCUAUUCCGAGUCACACGGGCGAGCGACUGGGGCUUCUAUUUUAAUCUCCCAGAGUAUGUGUGCUGCCUGGCCCAGUGAUUGCAACACAUCAUCCGGCUAAAUAGCAUAAUUAUGUUUUUCUUUGCAGAUCCCUCCAGGAAUUGAAGUGUUCGAUGCAAUGUCCCCUAAGAAGACAUCGUUUUUAUUUUAAAUAGGCUUUUUAAAUAGAAUAAUGUAUUUUUCAAAGGGCCAAUAUAUACAAUUUCAGAUACGUAAAUCAUCUAUAUUCAGCUUAGGUAAAUAUUGAAUUGUUUAGAAUCGUUUAUGUGUAACAUUUAAAGCGGUGACACAGAUACCCGAGUAUUCUGAUAACGCAAUUUUACACCGCUCUCUAUGAUUCGAGGAAUAUGAGGCAAAUGUUUGGAAAAUAAUCAUUUAUACUGCUAAAUUGGAUCUUCAGACGGACAUUGCAUAGCCCAUGGGCACGGAGUAAUAAAACAUGCUUGUCAUGUUUGUCUUCUGCACUGUCGAAAUAGCCCAAACGAUUUGACCACAUUUGUGAAAUAUCGUUUUGAGACGGAGUUGUUGUUUUUGUUGUUUCAGAGAUGUGCUGCUAUUUAGUAAUUCUCCUCCACGCAGUUUGUUAUUCAAAUCACGUCUAGAGGGACAGAGAAACAGGGCCUCUGUGGAGACUCAUUCAACAUAUUGAGUAUGUAAAAAAAUACAUAUAUUUAUUGAAAUAAAUUAUUAUGAUUAUUAUUAGGCCUAUUAUUAGUAUUAUUAUUAGCAACUGCGGCUAAAGACAAUAACACGAAUAUAUUUAAUCCAUAAAAAGGACUUUCCACAAUCUUAGUUUGAACACUGAUAAAAAAUGUUGAAAAAAUUAAAUCCACACUGCUUUUUAGCGUUGUAAUGCGUUCGUGCUAUCGAGAGUGAGACCACUGAAUCUGUCCAAAACCAUUGUCAGUCCUGAAUGCAUGGAACAGGGGAACUCUGCAAUGAUCUAGCGCAACUUUAUUCAACUUCUUUCUCCCUCCGGUCUCUCUUCCAGUUGAACGGCUCGCUGGCUCAUUGUUGGGAAGCGAUGCAUGGAUACAAUGUGAGAAUGCCAAGUGAGGUUGAAACAGUUCCCAUGUGUGAAGGAGGAAAAAAGCAUAACGAACCCAAUUGAAGAUGGAAAAGAAUAACCGAUAUAUAUUUUCGCUUUGUCGGGAUAAAGGAAAUAUUGACAUUUCAUCAAUGCAUUUACGUCUACAUUAGUUUAAAUCUGUAGGUCUGGAGGAGGACAAUAUUGAACUGUUAGACUAAUAAAAUAGGAUCGAAAUCUGCAUACAUUUGUUACAGUUGAGAAAAAUGUAUGUCUUGGGUCAUUUCGAUUUUCAAAAUCGAAAACACGUUUUGUCAAUGCAUGAAUGCAACAAAUAAAACA
Oncorhynchus mykiss (rainbow trout) is the source of this 5142-nucleotide messenger RNA. RefSeq names its product Iroquois homeobox protein 5a. Gene Ontology annotation, cellular component: nucleus. The record is from RefSeq and is a predicted model, not a curated record. Lineage: Eukaryota; Metazoa; Chordata; Actinopteri; Salmoniformes; Salmonidae. Gene Ontology annotation, molecular function: DNA-binding transcription factor activity, RNA polymerase II-specific; RNA polymerase II cis-regulatory region sequence-specific DNA binding. Gene Ontology annotation, biological process: neuron differentiation; cell development; regulation of transcription by RNA polymerase II.